UUUUUUUUCUUAGGUUUUUUAUGAGACGAGCAUUUUGCUGGUACUCUCUUUUCGCUUCUCGCUCAAUUCACACAGACCUUUAUUCACACAUACACACACAGCAAUGCGUCUUGAGAAGUGCUAUUUCUGCUCGUCGACGGUGUACCCGGGCCACGGAACGAUGUUUGUCCGCAAUGACGGCAAGUCCUUCCGGUUCUGUCGCUCAAAGUGUCACAAGAACUUCAAGAUGAAGCGGAACCCUCGCAAGGUGCGCUGGACGAAGGCGUUCCGCAAGGCGGCGGGCAAGGAGAUGGCGAUUGACUCGACGUUCGAGUUUGAGAAGCGGCGGAACGUUCCGGUGCGCUACGACCGCGACCUGAUGGCGACGACGAUCAAGGCCAUGAAGCGGGUGCAGGAGAUCCGGGCACGUCGCGAGCGCGCGUUCUUCAAGCAGCGCAUGGCGGGCAACAAGGAGCGCGAGAGAGCCGAGAACAUCCGCGAGAUCCAAAAGAACAUCCACCUUGUGUCGACACCCGCCCUCAAGACCAAGGAGGUGCAGAAGGCCGCCGAGUCGUCCAAGCAGAUGGACCUGGACUAGAUCAGACCAUGCCUAUCCAAUAUAUGUGUAUCCUCAACAACAGAACG
This is a messenger RNA of Linderina pennispora, 624 nucleotides long. RefSeq lists its product as uncharacterized. Gene Ontology annotation, cellular component: nucleolus. NCBI's taxonomy places the organism in Eukaryota, Fungi, Kickxellomycota, Kickxellomycetes, Kickxellales, Kickxellaceae. The record is from RefSeq and is a predicted model, not a curated record. The transcript is spliced from 2 exons. Gene Ontology annotation, biological process: ribosomal large subunit biogenesis. Bases 104 to 577 code for a protein of 157 amino acids.